Molecule: messenger RNA, 1830 nt
Organism: Eremomyces bilateralis CBS 781.70
Lineage: Eukaryota; Fungi; Ascomycota; Dothideomycetes; Eremomycetales; Eremomycetaceae
Exons: 2
Coding region: 1-1449 (482 amino acids)
Molecular function (GO): protein-folding chaperone binding
Source: RefSeq, a predicted model, not a curated record
AUGACCCUGGUAAUAACGGUGGAGGAGGCGGAGUCGGAGAGGGCGGAGGUGACGGGAGAGAUGGAGGCGGAGGGAAUGCAGGCGGAGAAAAUGGAGGAGGGGGUUACGGAGGUGGGGGAGGCAAAGGGGGUCCCAAGCAGUCCCUUCAUCUUUAAGCCGGACGGAUCGCUCGCGUGGUCGACGACGCUUCGAUCUACAGUCCGGUCAGCACGCGAGAUAUCGGCCAAUCUGGUGCGGAAUAUCCCCGACGAAGUCCUCGCCGUGUUACCGGAACAACUACGGGGCAUAUUGAAAGAACCGGCACAACCUCCAAGCACCCUCUCCCGGCUUCUCGAGUCCGUCUACGACCCCACGACCCUCAUCAGCAUCUUUCUCCUCUUCCUUACUAUCGUCCUCCUCCACCGCCACCUCUUCCCUCACUCCAAAAUGUCGUGGUCGUCCCGCCUCCCCUCCUGGGGGAGUCGCUUUAGCCCCUUCAGUCGGAGCCCUGUAUCCCCAGUAUCCCCCGCCGAAGUCUCCGAAUCCGACUACUCCUAUAUCACCGCGUCCGAUAUCGACCGGCCUACCACCCACACAACUAGUACCCACACACACCAUCACCACCACCACCACCACCACCGCUCUCCCCCCUUCGGCGACCCCCCUCAAGAGGUCCCCGGCGGCUCGCACACCGAUGUCCUCCUCCUAAAACACCGCUCCGUCGCCUAUCCCGUGCACUACCCCCGGGACACCAUCGCCUCCGGGCAUCUCCUCGUCGGCGACAUCCGCUCCAUGGCCGCCAAGAAGCUCUCCACCUCCCCCGCCGCCUCCACCGCCGCCUCCCCCAUCGACCCCCGCCGCAUCAACCUCCUCUACCGCGGCCAAAAGCUCACCAACGACGACCUCCCCGCCCGCGACGCCGGCUUCCGCAGCGGCGUCGACCGCUCCAACGAGAUCCUCGUCCUCCUCUCCGGCCGACCUGGCAACGACGGCGCCUCCGACGACGACGCCUCCAUCACCGCCUCCGACGCCGACGCGACGUCCGCCGCAUCCAGCCCCAACGCCUCCAAGAAGAAACCCCGCAAAAAGCGCGGCAAGAAGGCCGCCGCCAAGGCCCGCCCAUCGGACGCCGCCAGCGGCGCCUCCACCCCAGCGUCCAGCAGUUCCAUCCCUCCCGCGCCGCCGUUCCCGCCCGCUAGCGACCCGGCCGGGCAGCUCGCGGCACUCACGCAGCAUUUCCGGCAGGCGCUAGUGCCGAGCGCGGAGCGGUUCCUGAGCGCGCCGCCGGCGGACGCGGCGGCGCGGCGGUUCGAUCAUAAGCGAAUCACGGAGACGAUCUUGCAGCAGGUGCUGUUGAAGCUGGAUGCGGUGGAGGUGGAUGGGCGGGAGGAUUUGCGGGCGAUGCGAAAGGGGUUGGUGAAGGAGGUGCAGGGGUGGUUUGGGAGGCUGGAUGAUGUGGUGAAAGAGUGAAAGUGAAAUGAUUAGGAGCGGAAGGCCGGAGGUUUGCAGUGUCCGCCCUGUUUUGAACGGGGUUUCUCUACUCUUGGCUUUUGGAUGUAUGACGGACGUCGCUUGGGAAUUUGGGUUGGAUAUGGCCCCCUGCAAGGCGUUCGCAGGGAGAAUGAUGCCGGUCUUUGGGCAUUGUGCAUAGCCUGUGUUACCCGGGAAUAUGGUAGGCAUUGCACGGCUGCAUUGAGCGGUACCGUAUGAUAUCAAAAGGAAUAGACCCAAAAGAUUUGUUUUCCAUAUUCAAAAUUGCGCCAACCUCGUUGGUGUGCGCUUUACAUAUUCUUCGUUCUCCCUGGAUAUCUGCUGCGUAAGACCUCAAAAAUGCACGCAACCAGCGAUUUC